Trichosporon asahii var. asahii CBS 2479 is the source of this 585-nucleotide messenger RNA. RefSeq lists its product as uncharacterized. The record is from RefSeq and is a predicted model, not a curated record. NCBI's taxonomy places the organism in Eukaryota, Fungi, Basidiomycota, Tremellomycetes, Trichosporonales, Trichosporonaceae. The transcript is spliced from 2 exons. The coding region runs from base 1 to 585 and encodes 194 amino acids.
AUGUCCGCCGUUGGCUUCUCAUCGGAGGAGUACCGCUCUCUCAGCACCGCAACAUAUGCGCUCGUCGGUGCAGCCAGCGCGACCUCGUAUGUGCUCUACACCCAAGUCGGCCUGAGUCAGGGCGGCGUCAUCCCGCUACUGCGCGGCACGCUCGCGCCCAGCGUCCGCAUCUCGUCUGCGGAUAAGGUCAAGAUCUGGCGCGGCUUCUACAAUGCUGCCAAGAAAAUGGCACUCGGCGGCACAGCAGCGGCUGUCCUCUGUGAUGCAGUCGUGGUGGCGACGCACCCGAACAAGUGCGUGCGCAAGCUCUCCCUCGCCUCUGGCAUUGUCGGCGCUCUGAUCGUCCCCUUCACUUUCGGCUUCAUCAUGCCCACGAACAAGGAGCUGUUCGCGCUCGACGACGAGAAGCGCCUCGAGGGCGAGGUCACCCCCGAGCUUGAGAAGAAAGCAGACACGCUCAUCGGACGCUGGGAGACGCUCCACGCCUGCCGCUUUGCGAUGUACGCUGGCGCCGCAAUCCUGGCGACGUGCGCGCUGCUCAAGGACGGCCGCUCGACCUAUGUCUCCGAGGCUGUGGUCUUCUAA